This is a messenger RNA of Lasiosphaeria miniovina, 1335 nucleotides long. Its product is annotated as aspartic peptidase domain-containing protein. The transcript is spliced from 2 exons. The coding region runs from base 1 to 1335 and encodes 444 amino acids. The record is from RefSeq and is a predicted model, not a curated record. Gene Ontology annotation, molecular function: aspartic-type endopeptidase activity. NCBI's taxonomy places the organism in Eukaryota, Fungi, Ascomycota, Sordariomycetes, Sordariales, Lasiosphaeriaceae. Gene Ontology annotation, biological process: proteolysis.
AUGGCGAAAGUGCACUUGUCCCUUUUCACUAUUAUCUUCUUCUCCUUCUGCCUAUCAUGGGUGGCAGCGGCGCCAUCCAGCAUACGCAAGCGUUCCUUCAAGGUUGAGCGCGUCAGGAACGCAAACCUUAAAGCCCGCAAUGGGCCAAGGGAGCUGCUGAAAGCCUACCGGAAGUUCAGCAUGCCCCUCCCCCCAGCUUUGCUCGAUGCCGUGAGGAACGGGGGGAACGCUGCCGUCGGGGCCGCGGACGUCCAGACCAAGGCGAAGGGCACCGGGGCGACCAAGCCCAACAUUCUUAAGGGGCUUGGCAGCCUAGACUUGAACGCCAACGCCACGGCCACAAAUUCGACGGGCAUCGGGAAGGUGACGGCAACCCCCGAGCAGGGCGACAUCGAAUACCUUGCUCCGGUCACCAUUGGCGGCCAGACGCUCGACCUCGACUUUGACACAGGCUCGUCGGAUCUUUGGGUGUUCAACACACAGCUGUCGUCCGUGGCCUCGGAUGGACACCAGCUCUACAACCCUCUCCAGUCAAAGACCUUCAAGAUGCUCAAGGGUGCCUCCUUCUCUAUCCAGUAUGGUGACGAAUCCGGCGCAUCUGGCAACGUCGGCACCGACACGGUCGACAUUGGCGGAGUCACGGUGCCCAACCAGGCAAUCGAGAUGGCAACAAAGGUCACAACCUCGUUCACCGAGGACGUGGACAGCAACGGCCUCGUCGGGCUCGCCUUUUCCAAGCUCAACACCGUCAAGCCCCAGCAGCAAAAGACAUUCUUCGACAACGUGCUUCCGUCGCUCGCCGAGCCGCUCUUCACGGCCGACCUCCGCAGCAACGCCGUCGGCGCGUACGAGUUUGGCCGCAUCGACACGACCAAGUUCACGGGCGACCUGACAUGGAUCCCCGUCAAUACGUCGGUGGGGUUCUGGCAGUUCUCCACGUCGUCCUUCUCGGUCGGGGACGCCACCAGCCCGCAAGCCUUGGCCACGGGCCAGGCUAUUGCCGACACGGGCACCACGCUCAUGCUCGUCUCCCCCGAGGUGGCCGCGGGCUACUACAGCCAGGUCGAGGGCGCCGUCGAGAGCCAGUCCCUCGGCGGCAUCGUGUUCCCGUGCACCGCCGAGCUGCCGGAUCUGUUCGUCGACGUCGGCGGCGUGUACACGGCGAGGAUCAAGGGCGAGGACAUCAACUUUGCGCAGGUCGCGUCGAAGACCUGCUUUGGUGGAGUCCAGCCCACGCAGGGCGACCUGCAGAUCUGGGGCGACAUCUUCUUCAAGUCGCAGUUCGUCGUCUUCAACGGCGGCAACAACACUCUGGCCAUGGCCGAGCACGUGUGA